Messenger RNA from Pelodiscus sinensis (Chinese soft-shelled turtle), 6731 nucleotides. NCBI's taxonomy places the organism in Eukaryota, Metazoa, Chordata, Testudines, Trionychidae. The record is from RefSeq and is a predicted model, not a curated record.
AACUGUGCAUGCUAUGUUGAGGUUCAGGAUAGCUGAUUCAACUGGACAUAGUGGGAAUAACCAAAUAGCUGGAACCCCUGGUCAUCCAGUGCUGGUGUGUCCCACUUGUUACCACAGCCAAGUUAUCACCAAUACUCCUUGGGAGAAACUAUAAGUGGUAGUUCUAUCAGCUCCCGCUCCUGAGUUCCCACCACACAUCUCCACAGGAGAUAUACCUGACUGUGUCCUCAUGUUGGCAGUGUUGCUGUAGCUAUGCUGGUCCCAGGAAGUGAAAGAAGCAUGAAUGGUGGAAUAUUCCCUGGACCUCCAAAAUAUUAACUUGUCUGCAAUCCGUACUGUCCGUGUCCUGAGGCCCCUCAAAGCCAUCAACCGGGUGCCUAGCAUGCGGAUCCUGGUGAAUUUGCUCUUGGACACCCUGCCCAUGCUGGGGAAUGUUCUGCUUCUCUGCUUCUUUGUCUUCUUCAUCUUUGGCAUCAUCGGAGUGCAGCUGUGGGCUGGUCUGCUCAGGAACCGCUGUUUCAUGGAGGAGAACUUCACAAUACAAGGCGACAUCAUUCUCCCUCCCUAUUACCAACCUGAGGAGGAUGACGAGAUGCCCUUUAUCUGCUCGCUGUCAGGAGACAAUGGCAUCAUGGGCUGUCAUGAGAUCCCCCCGCUGAAGGAGAGGGGCCACGAAUGCUGCCUGGAUAAAGAUGACUAUUAUUACUACAACUCCGUCAAACAGGAGUUCAAUGUCAGUGGCAUGUGUGUCAACUGGAACCAGUACUACAACGUGUGCCGCACAGGCAGUGCCAACCCACAUAAGGGUGCCAUCAACUUUGACAAUAUUGGCUAUGCCUGGAUUGUUAUAUUUCAGGUGAUCACACUGGAAGGGUGGGUGGAGAUCAUGUAUUAUGUGAUGGACGCUCAUUCAUUCUACAACUUUAUCUACUUUAUCUUGCUGAUAAUCGUGGGCUCUUUCUUCAUGAUCAACCUGUGCCUGGUGGUCAUAGCUACUCAAUUCUCUGAAACCAAGCAGCGGGAGCACCAGCUGAUGCAGGAACAGCGGGCACGGUACUUGUCUUCCAGCACCGUGGCCAGCUACACAGAACCAGGAGACUGCUACGAGGAGAUCUUCCAAUAUGUCUGCCACAUUGUGCGCAAAGCCAAGCGUCGCACACUCAGCCUCUACAACAGCUUGCAGGACCGACGCCAGGGCCGGAUGGAACCAGGCAAUGCCAAGCUUGGUGUGAAUGGGAAAGGACAGAGGCACUAUAGGCAUUGCCGGAAACACAACUCUCUCGACUACACCCCUCAUGCCCUCGUUCAGCCCAUUGCUGUGACACUGACUUCUGACCCCAACAACUGCCCCAGAUGUCACAGGGUGCAGCGUGAAGCGGCCCGGAGGCUCUCCAUCCUUGACAGUGCUGAUUCGGACCAGGAGGAAGGAGAGGCUGGUGAAGAGCAGGGAGAAGGAAGAAGGGGAAGCGAGGGUGCUGCAGAACUGGAGAAGGAGGAAGAGGAGGGGGAAGAGGGCGGAUGGCUGAGGCUCUGUGGCGACAUGUGGCGGGAAGUGAGAGUCAAACUAAGGGGGAUUGUGGACAGCAAGUACUUCAACCGUGGGAUCAUGAUAGCCAUCCUAGUAAACACCAUCAGCAUGGGCAUUGAGCACCAUGAACAGCCAGAAGAACUGACCAACAUCCUGGAGAUCAGCAAUGUCGUGUUCACCAGCAUGUUUGCCCUGGAGAUGAUCCUGAAACUCGCUGCCUUUGGCCUCUUUGAUUACCUCCGCAAUCCCUACAACAUUUUUGACAGCAUCAUCGUCAUCAUCAGCAUCUGGGAGAUCAUUGGCCAGUCUGACGGGGGGCUGUCAGUGCUGAGAACUUUCCGCCUCCUGCGGGUUCUGAAGCUUGUGCGUUUCAUGCCUGCUCUGCGACGCCAGCUGGUGGUGCUAAUGAAGACCAUGGACAAUGUGGCCACCUUCUGUAUGCUCCUUAUGCUCUUCAUCUUCAUAUUCAGCAUUCUGGGAAUGCACAUCUUUGGGUGCAAAUUCAGCCUCCGGACAGACACUGGAGACACAGUCCCUGACCGGAAGAAUUUCGACUCCCUGCUCUGGGCCAUCGUCACUGUGUUCCAGAUCCUGACCCAGGAGGACUGGAACGUUGUGCUGUAUAAUGGAAUGGCCUCCACCUCACCCUGGGCAUCCCUUUACUUUGUGGCCCUCAUGACCUUUGGCAACUACGUCCUCUUCAAUCUGCUGGUGGCUAUCCUGGUGGAGGGCUUCCAGGCUGAGGGUGAUGCCAACCGGUCAUACUCAGAUGAAGAUCAGAGUUCAUCAAACAUGGAGGAGUUUGACAAGUUCCAGGACAACCAGGAUGGCUCAGAUCCCAGGCUCUGUGCAAUUCCCAUGACCCCAAAUGGGCACCUGGACCCCACCCUUCCUUCAUCCAAUCAGCCAGUUGCAGCUGGUGGGGUCACAAGUUCUGCCCGGAACUCCCUGCAGCCAGACCAGGUCCUCAUUGCGCUGGGUUCCAGGAAGAGCAGUGUGAUGUCCCUGGGGAGAAUGACCUAUGACCAGAGGUCACUGUCUAGCUCUCGCAGUUCUCACUAUGGUGCCUGGGGCCGCAGCGGGGCUUGGGGGAGUCGCCGCUCCAGCUGGAACAGCCUGGCUCGGGGACACAGCCUAAAAUACAAGCCUCCAUCUGCUGAGCAUGAAUCUCUCCUGUCCGGGGAAAGGCACAGGGUGGCAGAUGGGGAACGUGAGGGGAUGGGAAGGGCCCCUCAUCACCGGAGGACACUCUCCUUGGAUACCAAAGAUUCCUGUGACCUGAUGGAGCUGACAUCAUCAGUUCCGUCCAGUCACAGGCCAGCACGGAAGGCGGGUGUGGCUCUGGGCACCAGUGAGCACCAGGACUGCAAUGGCAAAAUGCCCAAUAUCGCGAAGGAGAUCUUCCCAAAGAUGGACAACCGCAAGGAACGUGGUGAGGACGAGGAGGAGAUAGACUAUAGCCUGUGUUUCCGCAUCCAGAAGAUGAUAGAGGUCUACAAGCCAGACUGGUGUGAGAUACGGGAAGAUUGGUCCAUCUACCUCUUCUCUCCACAAAACAGGUUCCGCAUCCUCUGCCAAACCAUCAUAGCUCACAAGCUCUUUGACUACGUUGUUCUGGCCUUCAUCUUCCUGAACUGCAUCACCAUUGCCCUGGAGAGGCCGCAGAUCGAGCAUGGGAGCACAGAGAGGAUCUUUCUUACCGUCUCCAACUACAUUUUCACGGCAAUCUUCGUAGCUGAGAUGACACUAAAGGUGGUCUCUCUAGGCUUAUAUUUUGGGGAGCAGGCCUACCUCCGCAGCAGCUGGAACAUCCUAGAUGGCUUCUUGGUCUUUGUGUCCCUCAUUGAUAUUGUGGUCUCAAUGGCCUCUGCUGGAGGAGCUAAAAUUUUGGGGGUGCUCCGGGUCCUCCGAUUGCUGCGCACCCUACGUCCUCUCAGGGUCAUCAGCCGUGCUCCUGGCCUGAAGCUGGUGGUGGAGACACUCAUCUCAUCCCUCAAGCCCAUUGGGAACAUUGUGCUCAUUUGCUGUGCCUUCUUCAUCAUCUUUGGCAUCCUGGGUGUGCAGCUUUUCAAGGGGAAGUUCUACCACUGCCUGGGUGUUGACAUCCGUAACAUCACCAACAGGUCUGACUGUGUGUCUGCCAAUUACAAGUGGGUCCACCACAAGUACAACUUUGACAACCUUGGGCAGGCCCUGAUGUCCCUCUUCGUUCUGGCCUCCAAAGAUGGUUGGGUCAAUAUUAUGUAUAAUGGACUAGAUGCUGUGGCUGUGGACCAGCAGCCAGUGACCAACAACAACCCCUGGAUGCUCCUUUACUUCAUCUCGUUCCUCCUCAUUGUCAGCUUCUUCGUACUCAACAUGUUUGUGGGGGUGGUCGUAGAGAACUUCCACAAGUGCCGGCAGCACCAGGAGGCUGAGGAGGCACGCCGGCGGGAGGAGAAGCGCCUGAGGCGCCUGGAGAAGAAGCGCAGGAAGGCGCAGCGCUUGCCGUAUUACGCCACCUACUGCUCUGUCCGCCUCCUCAUCCAUUCGGUCUGCACCAGCCACUACUUGGACAUCUUCAUCACCUUCAUCAUCUGCCUCAACGUCGUCACCAUGUCCCUGGAGCACUACAACCAGCCAGUGUCUCUUGAGACUGCCCUGAAGUACUGCAACUACAUGUUCACCACAGUCUUUGUGCUGGAGGCGGUUCUGAAGCUGGUGGCAUUUGGACUGCGGCGAUUCUUCAAAGACAGGUGGAACCAGCUGGACCUGGCCAUUGUGCUUCUGUCUGUCAUGGGCAUCACGCUGGAGGAGAUUGAAAUCAAUGCAGCUCUCCCCAUUAACCCCACUAUCAUCCGCAUCAUGAGGGUGCUGCGCAUUGCUCGGGUGCUGAAGCUGCUGAAGAUGGCUACAGGGAUGCGGGCGUUACUGGACACCGUUGUGCAAGCUCUGCCACAGGUAGGGAACCUUGGACUGCUCUUCAUGCUCCUCUUUUUCAUCUAUGCUGCUCUAGGAGUGGAGCUCUUUGGGAAGCUGGUAUGCAAUGAUGAGAACCCCUGUGAGGGCAUGAGCCGCCAUGCCACCUUUGAGAACUUUGGGAUGGCCUUUCUCAUGCUCUUCCAGGUCUCCACUGGCGACAACUGCAAUGGAAUCAUGAAGGAUACGCUGCGUGACUGCACCCAUGAUGACCGGAGUUGCCUCAGCAACCUGCAGUUCAUCUCGCCACUCUACUUUGUCAGCUUCGUGCUCACCGCCCAGUUUGUCCUCAUCAAUGUGGUGGUGGCUGUGCUCAUGAAACACCUUGAUGACAGCAACAAGGAGGCACAGGAGGAUGCGGAAAUGGAUGCCGAGAUUGAACUCGAGAUGGCACAUGGGCUCUGUCCCCGCACUGGGGGCUCCCCGAGCUCAGGACAGGGAGGAGGAGGUGGAGGAGGUGGGAGAGUGGACCCUGAAGGACGUCUGUGCAUGAGGUGUUACUCUCCAGCACAGGAGAACUUAUGGCUGGACAGUGUCUCUUUAAUUAUUAAGGACUCUUUCGACGGGGAGUUAAUGAUCAUCGAUAACCUAUCGGGCUCCGUCUUCCAUCAUUACUCCUCGCCGGCCAUGUGCGAGAAGUGUAACCAUGACAAGCAAGAGGUUCAGCUGGCUGAAAUGGAAGCCUUAUCCCUCAACUCAGACAAGUCUUCCUCCAUCCUGCUUGGGGAUGAUUUAGACAAUCGCAGCAUCUGUCAGUUGAGUCCUAAGGAGACCAAGGAUGGCCCGAACAGCCCUGACUCCAUGGGCGUGGGAGAUCUGGGGGAAUGUUUCUUCCCAUUAACAAAUACAGGCGCUUCUCCAACUCCAGAAAGUUACUUGUGUGAAAUGGAGAAAAUCCCUUUCAACCCAGUCCAAUGCUGGCUGAAACAUGAAAGUAAUCAAGUUCCCCCCAGACCCUUCUCUCCAGGUACAGCCAGGCCUCUGUUACCUGUGCCAGCAGAGUUUUUCCACCCAAGCAUCUCUGCCACCCAGACUGGGCAGGAGAAGGUGUCCUGUUCAGGCAGCCUUCCUAAAAUAUCUCUGCAGGGUUCAUGGGCAUCACUGCGAUCCCCAAGUGUGAACUGCUCACUUCUUCACCAGGCCACUGAAAGUGACACCUCCCUCGAUGACAGCAGGAGCAGUAGCUCAGAAGGCAGCUUGCAGACCACUCUGGAGGACAGCUUGAACCUCAGCGACUCUCCCCAGUGCACGCUGGACCUCCCGGUGGCCCUGUGCCCGAUGCCAACAACUGCCACCCAAAGAACCAUGGCAGCCCCGCUUUCUCCUGCAUCCCGGAGGCGGAACCUGCGGGGCCGCGGGAUCUUCAGCCUGCAGAACAUCAGGCGGCAUCAGCGAAGUCACAGCAGUGGCGGGAGCACGAGCCCAGGGUGCACUCACCAUGACUCCAUGGACCCUUCUGAUGAGGAGGGUGCGGGGAGGAGACUGAGGGGUGGUAACAACAGCGAGCAGUCAGAGACCCUCAGCAGCCUCUCACUGACCUCUCUCUUCUCCCCACCCCCACCACCCCCAGGCCGGGCGCUCACGAAGAAAUGCAACAGCACAAGCAGCCUCAAUGCCUCCUCCCGAGGGCCCACCACCAACGACGCCAAGCAGUUCUACUCGGUUGAUCCCCGGGGGUUCUUGUCCAUGCCCUCGUGGGUGACGGACUUCUGCAAGGACACCCCCUCGCCGGGUGAUGACGAGGGGUCGGACAGCCCCGAUAAACUGGGGACGGCAGACCAUAGCUCCCCACUCCCUUCUGAGCUGGAGCUGGGCAAUAGCGUCAGCAAGAGGAACAGAUGAGGGUCCCUGGGGUAGGGAGGGGAGCAAGCAGUGUGGGCAAGGGCACGCCUUGUGCUACCAUUUCCCAGCAGCAAUUCCAAAGGAUGGUGGGGGAAAGAAACAAGCAAACACAAUAUAUAAAUAUAUACAUAUAUAUUUAGGAAAUACUCUGGUACUGUACCGCUGAGGUAUGAGAGAGUGAAAGCAAUACGGCACCACUCCCGCCCACGUGUUGGACGGGGAUCACCACCACAAAGAUCACAGUGAUGAAGAGGGCACCACUGGGCUUGGAGGGACUGGGCCCACCAGCCAAAUACCUGCCCGGGUGGCAGCCAUUUAGUUAUAUACAUAUACAUAGAGAAAGAGAUUGAUUUAUUUAUUUUUUUUACUGAGCGAUUAAGACUUCCAGAAAGUGCUAAGCAGG